ACGCCAAAAGUUCGACGGCGUCCCAAGAAAACUGUUUGGCAUUGCGGUUAAGGGACAUAUUUACUAAUAUUAUUUCAAUUAUUUGAGUCGGUUUGCUUAACUUAGUGGAAAUAAUGCCGGAUUUUAAAUUUCCCUGACCUCUCAAACUUAUUUACGAAGUUUUGUGAAUGAACAAAAAGAAGAAAUCAGUUGCUAAACUGACUGAAGUUAGUUCCAUUUUGGAGUAAUCAAAGGACUCCCGUUUCAGAUCAAAAUGUCUCAAGAGGACGAUGUGGGAUUUUUGUACAAAACUAUGAUUGAGAGGGACCCAAAAAAGCGCCGGGUCAAACCAGUUGAAUCCGCACAGCAGUCAUUACUUGACUUUGACCUGGGUGAAAGUUCAGACGACAGUGACUUCAGAAUAGAGGAUCAUUGUGAAGAAUCAGACGACGAUUCUGUAGAUUCUAAUGAAGCUGGGAAAGUAGAAGAAGAAGAUGAUGAUUCGGAAGAUUCAGAUGAUUCCACGGAGGACCCGGUGUUGGGAGAAACAAAUGCCGGGAUGACUGUGGGACAUGUAAUAGAGAAAGCUCGCGAACAGGCGUCGAAAGGAGGCCCCAUUGACGAAAAAUUGGCUAAAAUGCUCAUCUGCUGUGGCUGCCUUGGUGACCGAAGCGAUGAUAUUAAUGAAAUCGUAGAAUGCGAUGGUUGCGGAAUAACCGUUCACGAAGGUUGUUACGGCGUAUCAGAUGUGGAAAGUUUCUCUAGUACAGAUUCCCUGUCGCAAUCAGCGCCUUGGUUUUGUGAGGCUUGUAGCGCAGGAAUUGACGAUCCCUCGUGCGAAUUGUGUCCAAACAAAGGCGGAAUUUUUAAAGAAACGGACGUUGGCAAGUGGGUCCACUUAGUCUGUGCUUUGUACGUCCCUGGAGUUGCUUUUGGAGAGGUUAGUCGAAUUUUUAGGCAAUGUUCGGAAUGUGAUAAAGAAUCAUCUGGUUCUGAUGUAGAACGAGUUGACACUUCCGCUCCCAGAAAACUUCGACAUGGUAAAGAUGGGGCUAAUCACACUCCAACGCCAACUCAAGAUCUUACAGUUUCCACCCCACAGACUCCAACCACAUCUAAACAUUUUGGAAGUAAUGUGAAUACUCCCACGACUCCCAAGUUAACUAUCAAACCAAUGGCGCCAAUUCCUUUGAUGGAACCGAUGCAAGUAGAUGAAAUUAAUUACAACCACCAGCCGAACAACAUACCCGCGAGAGAAGGUUCGCCUGAGUAUAUGGUUGCGUGUGCUGAUGGCACUGAAUCUGUUUCCGCGAGAAGUGCCAAGAAGCGGAGAAGAGAAAAGCACAAGCGAUAUACUCCAGAUCCAAUCACUGGCAUUAAACAAAGGAAGCGGAAACAUAAGAGAAAGAGCCUGGAUGUGGAGAAUCCGGAAGGACAGAGUCAACCGGAGGUUCACAGAAGAAUCACGAUUAAGAUAAAGCCCAUUCCUCGGCCGGAAGGGGACAUGGCUUCGGAAUCGAGUCCUCAGAUGUUUGUAGCAACCUCGACUAGCACCGAAAUCACAGAGACCCCACCGCCAAAGUUUCCAGCUCCACUGCUUCCACCUCCAGUUCUAACGAGUACACCAGUAAAUACAACUGGCGCUACUGGACGAUGUUCAGGAGUCAAUAGAAGAUCAAAGGACGCUGAUCUUCUGACUCAGUGCAAUGUUUGCGACACUCUUGGAACUAGUCAAAAUCUUGUUCUGUGCGACGAAUGCAAGAAAUGCUACCAUUUUACCUGCUUGGAUCCCCCAGUGAAGAAAUCACCGAAGAGACGAGGAUAUUCCUGGCACUGUGCUGACUGUGAUCCAAGCGCGUCUGAAUCCGAGAACUAGCACUGUCUGCAUUUGUAAUGCAGUUUUAUUCUAUUUAAUCGAUUACAUUGUAAAAAAAAA
Belonocnema kinseyi is the source of this 1915-nucleotide messenger RNA. RefSeq names its product PHD finger protein 14. The record is from RefSeq and is a predicted model, not a curated record. Gene Ontology annotation, biological process: regulation of transcription by RNA polymerase II. The transcript is spliced from 9 exons. Lineage: Eukaryota; Metazoa; Arthropoda; Insecta; Hymenoptera; Cynipidae. Bases 254 to 1855 code for a protein of 533 amino acids.